AUGGGGUACAGUUUUUCGCGGGCUCAAAUGGAGGACUACAAGGAGCUAGUCAAGGACCGCUUCUCUGAGGAGGCCAUCGAGUUUCUGUACGUCAAAUUUCACAAGGCGGCGCCUGAGGGCGUCAUGACGCCUGUAGAAUUUAAACGCUACAUAGACAGUACAGGUGUGUAUAAAAACUACAGACAAACCCACCUGAACGCACCGUUGCCAGGCCAGAUGAAGAGUGCUAGUGGUACUGGUGGUGGCGCAGGGAGCGCGGCGGCGAAGAAGACAUCGACGCACAUAGUGGACAGAGAGAUGUACUUGCACCUGUUUCGUGCCUACGAUCGUGAUUGCGACGGUGUGAUUUCCUUCAGGGAAUUUCUGCUGUAUCAUUUGGCGGUGAUGUACAGUACCGAAGAGCUGUUUGUUGUUGUGUUCAACGCAUACGACGACGACCAGGACGGUUAUCUCUCCCUUGCGGACAUAGUCAGCACCAUCACCGCGGCAACGCGUUACGUGGGGGACUGCGACGUGGAGGAUGAGGAGGUGCAACGCGUGAUUGAAGAGGAGGCGCAGCGACUCAUGUUUUUUUUGGACGUCCGCAAAGAUGGGCGUAUUCGGCGCGAUGAUAUGCGGCUGAUCACGCAGAAGCACCCCGAAGUACUGGAGAAGAUGAAGAAUUUGAUGUGA
Molecule: messenger RNA, 672 nt
Organism: Trypanosoma conorhini
Lineage: Eukaryota; Euglenozoa; Kinetoplastea; Trypanosomatida; Trypanosomatidae
Product: calcium-binding protein CML
Exons: 1
Coding region: 1-672 (223 amino acids)
Molecular function (GO): calcium ion binding
Source: RefSeq, a predicted model, not a curated record